Rattus rattus (black rat) is the source of this 1790-nucleotide messenger RNA. It is a transcript of the gene Mxra7, whose product is annotated as matrix remodeling associated 7. The transcript has 5 exons. The coding region runs from base 41 to 481 and encodes 146 amino acids. The record is from RefSeq and is a predicted model, not a curated record. Lineage: Eukaryota; Metazoa; Chordata; Mammalia; Rodentia; Muridae.
UCGGGGUCCCGGCUGGCCGACACUCGGCGGCCACGGCGCGAUGGAGUCGCCGCUCGAACUGCUGGCCGCGCUACCCGCGCUGAUCACGGCGCUGGCGCUGCUGUUCGCCUGGCUGCUGCUGCGGCGUGGGGCGGCCAGGGCUCCGGAGAGCACUACCCGGGCCGGGGACCCCGGGGCUCCCGCGCCGCCUGAGCCUCCCAAGCCCUGCGCCCUGGAGCCCCCAUCCGUGGGACCGUGCCAGUUCGAGCGCGUGGCGGAGCCCGAGGAGGAGGAGCCAGAGGCCGAGGGGAGGCAGGAUGAAGACUCAGACAGUGAGAUGGGACCACCCACUGAAGAACCUGAGGAAGAAGCCGGAGCAGCCUUCUCCUUUAAGUACAGCCCUGGGCAGCUGAGGGGAAGCCAGUACAAGAAGAUGAUGACCAAAGAAGAACUGGAGGAGGAACAGAGGAUUGAGCUGACCUCUGACCUCACCUCCCUGUAGAGGGUCCCCUAGCCCCGGGCCACAAAUGUUCUUGCAAACCCUUGUGAACCGAAGAAUAAAGAAGGUGUCCCUUAGCCUCCUCCUGAAGGCUUUCUUUCCUUUUGACAUCCUAAAAGCUUGAGAGAGUUUUAAAAAAAAAAAAAAAAAAAAAGCCCCUCUUCCCCAGGGAGGAGCCAAUGCAGGCUGGGGUGGGGGAGGGUUGCACAUUGACCAGCCCCUCCUUGGGCUCCCCUGGACUAGCAAGAUCCUGGGAAUGGCCUUGUCUCUGUCCUUCUCAGAGGUGUUUAUGAGGGGGAAGCUUGCCAACAGUAUGGGCUCGGGCUUUUACCAGCCAUGUUUGCUCCCCACACAACCUUCGAGCCCCACCCCACCCCACCCAACACCCUGUUCCCACAAUCCCUCUGUGCUUUUGUCCUCACUGAAGCCAAACCACCAGGUUUGAGAAGUAACAGACAAAGGAAGUGAAGCCCACUGGUGCUCACUUGUGGUCAAGGGUGGUCACCCAGAGACAGUCACCCAUACCCACACACAUACACCGGGCAGGGGCUCUUUCCGCUCUGGCCGGAAUGAUUGAUACCAGGUAUUAGCUUUAAUAUGGUUUCCCUUCACUCCCACCCACACCCCGGGAGUCCAGUACUAAGAAGCCUUUUUCACUAGUGUUCUUAUCGCCUCAGCCUAGUCUCCACUUUUGCUCGCAGAAGCAGGAACAGUGCUAGCUUCCAGCAGACUGCUGGGUUGUGCAUUUUCUAAGGCUUUUUUCUUAGCUGACUCAGAACCCCCAGCAGAUAAUCACCCACGGGUCCCAGGUUAGCUUUUCUAGAAUUUUAUAUUUGACAGUAUUUAUACCAGACGACUUGGAAGUCGCAGACGUGUUGGCGAAAACAUUUUGUGUGUAUGUGUGUGUGUGUUUUUUUUCCUAAAGCACUAGGUUUUUAGAAGACUUCCCAUUUAAUGGGAGCCAGGAAAAUGUCCAACAUCGGCUGCUUAGCUGAGUAUUCCUGACGGUCCUCUCCCUGAUAACUCGGGUUCAGGGCUUAGGUCUGAACAGGCAACGAAGCAGCCGCAGACACACUCUGCCUUAGUUAGACACAGGGCCACGUGACCAGCACAGUCACACUCCCCUGUCCCUGAACAGCAAUAGUGAAUUCCCUGCCUAAGCUGGGAUUUCCUCCACAUAGAAUAGCGACUGCCUCUUGAUGUGGCUAGCUAGGCUCGUGUGGAACCAGACCAUGACUUGUGGGCAGCAAGCCCCUCGCAUGUCUGGCAGCUCAGCUCUCUGUGUUCAGGCCAAUAAACGUUGAGUAGAGAA